CCGGAACUAAAUAUUCUCAAACUGAUCUAAGGCUGCAUGGUAGUUUGAAUAACAAAAUGGCAAGCUUCGAGUUAAGAUCGUGGGAACUAGCCUGCUACACUCUUAUUCUUAUAUUUGGCGUGCUUGGAAACUCGACUGUAAUUCUAGUGAUCAGAAAAAGUGGUAGUUCACCAAAGUAUCGAUUUCGAGAAGUUCCAUUCAAUGUCUACCUAAUGGCAUUAGCCAUAGUCGAUUUGGCUUUGUCUGUAGUAUGUCUACCUGUCUACAUUAUGAGCACGAACGCUUUUCCUCAUCCUACAGGAGUGGGAGGCGAUAUAUUUUGUAAAUUAGUAACUGGAAACUUGCCUCAGUUUUGGCUGGCAGGAGUAUCUAUUUAUAUACUGGUUGCUAUCAGCUUCGAGAGAUAUGCAGCAAUCACGAAACCUUUCAAAACACGAUUGGGUACAACGACGAAGAACUAUGUAUAUAUUGGUCUAGCGUGGUUCUUUGGGUUUGCAAGGGAGCUUCCAGUUUUAGUUGGAAUUCGCUACACAGCUACAAAUGCAACGGUGGGAACCAGUUGUUACUAUUGGCCUAAGCAGUUGCCAAACAUAUUCAUAUUCUCGGUUCUGUUCAUCAGCCAAUACAUACUCCCAGCUGGGAUUUUUCUUGUAAAUUUUUAUCGUAUAAAGAAACGUUUAAAUCGGCUACAUUCAACGUUAAAAACUGCCCUAGGAGACGAAAGACAACGGCUAAAAAUAGUGAAAAGCAAAGCGAGGUCUAUAAGAAUUAUAUUUAUAGUGCUGGUGACGUUUUUGAUAUGCUGGACUCCGAAUAACAUUAUGUAUCUUUUAUUUCAAUAUGGCGACGUGUCCAAUGUCAGAUGGAGUUCGGAUUACUAUCAGUUCGGAAUAAUUCUAGGAUUUUCAUCGUGUUGCCUGAAUCCAUUUUUAUACGCAUUUCAGAGCAAGGAUUUUCGACGUCAUUGUAGAAAGGUUUUCAAGAAAAUUUUCAAGCGUCGCAGUACCGAAAGACGUUCAAGCCAGAGCUUUGCUUCCUCGAUUCAAUUGUUGAUACGAAGUCGAAGAUCAUAUGAUCGUGCAGUGAAAACUUCAGACACAGAGUGCUUUAAUGAUAUUCCUAUGGAUUAAUAAACUUUAUUUAAUGAGGGAAGGGAGGAUUUCUACUUUCAGAGAAAUAUUUCGUUUAAUUUAUUUUGAAUUGUGAUCAUUCGAAUAUAAAAAUAAAUUUUGUCUGAGCCGAGAAAAUCAAUGUUAAAGUUUAUGUAAAUCAACAUGAAUCUGUAUCACAUGUACAGAUACGACACGCUUAUGAUUUUUCUUUGUGUUUUCUCAUGAAUUAUUAAUGAGUUUUUAAUGUACUAUUUAAAAAACGAGCAUGAGUGUUUUAUUAGGUUUAAAGCCACGAGCGCGCAGCGCGAGUGGCUUUAGACCUAAUAAAACACGACCCGCGAGUUUUUUAAAUGACUUCAAAAACGUAUGCAUAAUAAGUCAAAUCUUUAUAUAAAAAUCUUUAUAUAAAAAUCUUUAUAUAGUUUGCAUAACAAUGGUCUUUUGUUAAAGUGUUCUUUUGCUGGUAUAAAGACGUAUGCACGUGACUAAUUUCUUACUCAAGAUUGGAUAAUUGCUUCAUGAAUUAUUAAUGAGUUUUUGAAAACUAUUUUAAUACUAUUUUAAUGACUUAUUGAUAGAUGUCCGUUAGGAUGAUAUUGUACUUUGUACAUUAAUUAUUCUUGUUUAUAGUUGUAAUAUAGUCUAUGAGGGCCACUAAUUUAUUAGUAGCUCACGCUUACUGUCAUGUGUUACCCUCGGUAAAUAAAGUCAAUGAAAAUUUCAUUAUGAAAUGAAAUGAAUAAUAUAUUGUGG
Paramuricea clavata is the source of this 1865-nucleotide messenger RNA. The record is from the annotation of a GenBank genome assembly. Lineage: Eukaryota; Metazoa; Cnidaria; Anthozoa; Malacalcyonacea; Plexauridae.